Molecule: messenger RNA, 708 nt
Organism: Penicillium argentinense
Lineage: Eukaryota; Fungi; Ascomycota; Eurotiomycetes; Eurotiales; Aspergillaceae
Product: spliceosome assembly protein PRP11
Exons: 2
Coding region: 1-708 (235 amino acids)
Biological process (GO): spliceosomal complex assembly
Cellular component (GO): U2-type prespliceosome; catalytic step 2 spliceosome; U2 snRNP
Molecular function (GO): nucleic acid binding; zinc ion binding
Source: RefSeq, a predicted model, not a curated record
AUGGAUUACCAGAAUCGGGCGGGCUCCAAGUUUGGAGGCGGAGGUGUCGCUUCCCAAUCCGCGACGAACGCCGACCGCCGCGAGCGCCUUCGCAAGCUCGCGCUGGAACACAUCGACCUCGAUAAGGAUCCCUACUUCUUCAAGAACCACGUCGGAAACUUCGAAUGCCGUCUCUGCCUGACGGUUCACCAAAAUGACGGCUCCUACCUCGCCCACACGCAGGGCCGCAAGCACCAGGCCAACCUCGCUCGCCGAGCUGCCCGCGAGGAGCGCGAGGGCAAGAACCGCGAUCCCUCUUCCCUGCCGGGUGCCAUGGGUGUGCAGGUCAAGAAGCAGACGAUUAAGAUCGGCCGACCCGGAUACAAGAUCACCAAGGUCCGUGAUCCUCUGACUCGACAGCUCGGUUUGCUCUUCCAACUGCAGUAUCAGGAGAUCACUCCUGGUGUCCAGCCGCGAGUGCGUUUCAUGUCGGCAUUCGAGCAGAAAUUUGAUGAGGCGGAAAAGAACUUCCAGUACCUGCUUGUCGCGGCGGAGCCUUAUCAGACCUGUGCGUUCAAGCUGCAGGCUCGCGAGAUCGACCGUUCCGACGGAAAAUACUGGACUUGGUUUGACGAGGAUACGAAGGAGUUCUGGGUGCAGAUUAUGUUCAAGACAGAGCGUGAGGAGCGUUUCAGUGGUGUGCCUGGUUUGGCGCCCAUGGGGGCUUGA